This is a messenger RNA of Dujonia railenensis, 1131 nucleotides long. The record is from the annotation of a GenBank genome assembly. Lineage: Eukaryota; Fungi; Ascomycota; Pichiomycetes; Serinales; Debaryomycetaceae.
AUGAGAUUAAACUUCAUACAGUAUUUUGUGUUCUCAAUUCUUGUCUCUUUGGUUCAGGGGAAGGAUUUUUACGAUGUCUUGGGAGUGAGCAAAAGUGCUAGCGAAAGAGAAAUCAAAUCGGCCUACAGACAACUUAGUAAGCAGUACCAUCCUGAUAAAAACCAGUCACCCGAAGCUCAUGAUAUUUUUGUUGAGAUAGGUGAAGCCUAUGAGGUAUUGUCUAAUCAAGAGAAAAAGAGGAACUAUGACCAGUACGGAGACCCCAAUGGGCCACAACAGCCCCAGUUCGGAGGUGAUGGAUUCUUCAAUCAAUUCUUUGGUGGACACCAGCAGCAACAGCAGCGUCAAGGCGGGAGCGGAAGACCAAGAGGUGAGAACGCUCAGCUAGCCUUGGACAUCUCCUUGGUUGAUUUCUAUAGAGGUAAACUGGUUGAUUUCGACGUGGAAAUGUGGAACAUCUGUACCGAAUGUGUUGGUACUGGGCUGGAGGACCAGCAGAAGCAUACAUGUGGUAAGUGUAACGGUGAAGGUAUAAUCAACAUUAGAAGACAAUUGGCGCCCGGAAUGAUCCAACAAGUGAGAUCUUACUGUGACGAAUGUGGCGGUACAGGAUCCAAGAUAACCAAUCACUGUAAACAUUGUGAAGGUAAGGGAAUCCGUAAAGUAGGUAGGAGCUAUAAUGUUCAUUUGGGCGCUGGAUUCCCCAGAAAUGGACAACAGGUUCUUCAUGGCGAAGGUGAUGAAAACCCAGAUACUGACCCUGGUGAUUUGGUUAUUAACAUGAGAGAAACAUUGAAGAACAGUUGGGGUUACCGCCGUGUGGGUGACAAUUUGUACAGAGAAGAAGUGUUAACCAUCAAGGAGGCACUUUUGGGAGGAUGGGAAAGACAUAUACCAUUUUUCGACACCAUCGACACGGAGUUGACUAUAUCCAGAGGUGUUAAUGAAAUGAUCAUGAAUGGGGAAGUUGAGAUUUUGCAUGGCAAGGGUAUGCCUAUUUACAAUGCUGAUGGGUUAGGUGACGAUGAUAAUCACGGAGAUUUAUUUAUUGAGUAUAAAAUAGUAAUGCCAGGCGGAGGGGAAAAGGCAGCGGGCGAAAAGUUGAAGGAGAUACUAAGAGACGAGUUGUAA